Indicator indicator is the source of this 1656-nucleotide messenger RNA. RefSeq names its product CD96 molecule (gene CD96). The transcript has 13 exons. Gene Ontology annotation, biological process: cell-matrix adhesion; inflammatory response. The record is from RefSeq and is a predicted model, not a curated record. NCBI's taxonomy places the organism in Eukaryota, Metazoa, Chordata, Aves, Piciformes, Indicatoridae. Bases 1 to 1656 code for a protein of 551 amino acids.
AUGGAGAAAAGGUGGCUCUUCUCCUUCCUCUGUUUGCUGUUGUUGCACAGCACUGCAGGCCAUCCUGAAGAUGUCAUCACAAAAACAGAAGUGGUCCAUGCUUUGCCAGGCACUGAUGUGACCCUGGCAUGCAGCUUCCUAAAACCACACAACACCUACAUAAUCCAAACACAGUGGUCCAAGACUGAUGGCACCCAGCUUACCAGAAUAGCUGUUUAUCACCCCAUUUAUGGCACCCACUACUUCACGUUUCCUGAGGCUUCCUACAACUUUUCAGUGUCCUUCAGCGUGAGGAAGUGCUGUGACCAGGGUGAUGCAGAAGCUUUGUGUCCCCCUGAUACAAACACCACAGUUGAGUGCAACCAGUGGGCUCUACAUCUGACAAACAUUACCACCUCCCUCAGUGGCUACUAUGAGUGCAGCUUUUCUACCUACCCCCAUGGGAACAAAGCUGCAGGAAUUCAACUCAUUGUCAAGGCAGAAGAGGAGCAGCACUACAUGAAGGAAGUGCAGUUAAACCAGGCUUUAGAAAUUCCAUGCCUUGAGAACACCACCUCAGAACAUUUGUCCCAUUAUCCUUUGAAGUGGCUAGUGGAGGAAAAUGGCAGGAAAGAGGAACUUGUGAGCAAGGAGCCCUUCCAUCCUGCGGUGUACAGGAACGGCAAUGCGCGGUAUGGGCAGAGACUCCGCUUGGCUUCGGAUAAUGCUCUCAAGAUUUUCCCUACCAAAAUCAUGGAUGAUGGCAGGGUGUUCUCCUGCCAUGUGAUGCACCAUCCAGAGAGAGUCCAGAGGAGCAGCACCACCGUGAGAGUGUUCGCCCACCCCGAGAUCUCUGUUAGCCUGCAGGAGGGCUCACCUGACACCUUGCAAAAGACCAACAUCAGCUGCGUGGUGAGGAACGCAUUCCCCAAGCCAAGCCUCCUGUGGUACAUGGACGGAGUGAGCCUGACAGAGCAGCCUGGAGAAAUCUCUGUUGAACAAGACAGUGAAGGUUUCUAUCAGCUGAGAUCAACGCUGAUGUUGCCGGAAACCUACGAGACACAUAGGACAUUCUUGUGUGCAUGUCUGAUUCCCUUUCUUGGGAGUGAAACACGGAACAUUUCAUCAGAAAAAAUUCUUGUUUCCUUCGACAAUAAGUCUAAUGAAGCUUCAUCUGAAGCUUUUACAACCAUGGCUUCAGAAGAGCACCAACCCACAUCUUUGGUCUCUCUGGGUUUCACAAGUCAAGUAACUUUGGCUCCUGCUUCCACGGCACAAGCAAGAGUGCUGACUUCUGCUCCAGAGACAAAAAGAGGCAUCAGCCCCACAGCAUUUAGGGAGAGUCUGACAACAGCAGGUGACUUGUCCUUCAGCAUCACAGAGCAGCCAGUUUCAGUUACCAGAGGGAAAGAUUUCUUUACCACAAGCAAGCUGCUCAAUAGCACUGGUGACUUGAACAUGAAAGGCAGUCACUUCCCCUGGCCAACUGUGGUAGCCAUCCUGCUCCUCUUCUGCAGCUUUCUAAUAGUUCUAGGCAUCAGGAAAUGGUGUCAAUACCAGAAAGAGAUUAUGAGCAGACCUCCAUCUUUCAAGCCACCACCACCACCGAUGAAGUAUGCCUCCAUGGUGGAGUCUGAUGGGACUGCCCCAUCCUGCCAUGAACUGGAGAACCUGUGA